GCGCGGGGAGGCCGGGGUAGGGGCCUGUGUGCCGCCGCUGCGCCCUCAUUUUGGGCUUCCCGGUGCGGGGCCGGGCCGGGCCGGCGAGGGUGGGUCCGCCCGCUUGUUUACCGACAGUCGAUGCUCCGGGCUGGACGCGCCGCCUGCCCCGCCGCCUCUUCCGCCAGCUUCCCCUCCCCCACUGCCCUCCUGCCGCCCGGCGGGGCGCGGAGUGGGCACGCGAGUGGGGUUCGGCUCCCCCUCCGCCGGAGGCCCGGGAAGACCGCGUCCGCCGUCGCAGGCUGGUGCUGGUCCCCAAGCUCGCGUUUCUGCCUCGGGGCGCCGCCUCCGCCCCCCGCGGGAGCCGGGGUUGCUGCCAGUUCCGUCUUCGGAAAAUAAAGCUUCCUGCUUGACAUAACUCACUUCAAGAAGUGCACAAUGUCAGAACGUGGAAUUAAGUGGGCUUGUGAAUAUUGUACGUAUGAAAACUGGCCAUCUGCAAUCAAGUGCACCAUGUGUCGCGCCCAGAGACCUAGUGGAACUAUUAUCACAGAAGAUCCAUUCAAAAGCGGUUCCAGUGAUGUUGGCCGAGAUUGGGAUCCUUCCAGCACCGAAGGAGGAAGUAGUCCUUUGAUAUGCCCAGACUCUAGUGCAAGACCAAGGGUUAAGUCUUCGUACAGCGUGGAGAAUGCAAAUAAAUGGUCAUGCCACAUGUGCACGUAUUUGAACUGGCCAAGAGCAAUCAGAUGUACCCAGUGCUUAUCCCAGCGCAGGACCAGGAGUCCCACAGAGUCUCCUCAAUCCUCAGGAUCUGGCUCAAGACCAGUUGCUUUUUCUGUUGAUCCUUGCGAGGAAUACAAUGACAGAAAUAAACUGAACACAAGGACCCAGCAUUGGACUUGUUCUAUUUGCACAUAUGAAAACUGGGCCAAGGCUAAAAAGUGUGUUGUUUGCGAUCAUCCCAGACCUAAUAAUAUUGAAGCGAUAGAGUUGGCAGAGACUGAAGAGGCUUCUUCAAUAAUAAAUGAGCAGGACAGGGCUCGGUGGAGGGGAAGCUGCAGCAGCAGCAACAGCCAAAGAAGGUCGCCUCCCACCACGAAGCGGGACUCCGACGUGCAGAUGGAUUUCCAGAGGAUUGAGUUGGCGGGCGCUGUGGGCAGCAAGGAGGAGCUUGAGGUGGACUUCAAAAAACUAAAGCAGAUUAAGAACAGGAUGAAAAAGACUGACUGGCUGUUCCUCAAUGCUUGUGUGGGGGUUGUAGAGGGCGAUUUAGCUGCUAUCGAAGCCUACAAGUCGUCAGGAGGGGACAUCGCCCGGCAGCUCACUGCGGAUGAGGUGCGCCUGCUGAACCGCCCUUCCGCCUUCGACGUGGGCUACACGCUGGUGCACCUGGCCAUCCGCUUCCAGCGGCAGGACAUGCUCGCCAUCCUGCUCACGGAGAGGAACAUGUCUUUUGUGUUGAAGGUGUCUCAGCAAGCAGCCAAGUGUAUUCCCGCCAUGGUGUGUCCCGAGCUGACGGAGCAGAUCCGGCGGGAGAUCGCGGCCUCUCUCCACCAGCGGAAGGGGGACUUCGCUUGCUACUUCCUCACCGACCUGGUCACGUUCACGCUGCCGGCAGAUAUUGAGGACUUGCCUCCGACGGUCCAAGAAAAGGUGUUUGAUGAGGUGCUGGACAGAGAUGUUCAAAAAGAGCUGGAGGAGGAGUCUCCGAUCAUAAACUGGUCCUUGGAGUUGGCUACGCGCCUGGACAGUCGGCUCUACGCCCUUUGGAACCGGACGGCGGGAGACUGCCUGCUGGACUCAGUGCUGCAAGCGACCUGGGGCAUCUACGACAAGGACUCGGUGCUUCGGAAAGCCCUGCACGACAGCCUGCACGACUGUUCCCACUGGUUUUACACACGUUGGAAAGAUUGGGAAUCGUGGUAUUCUCAGAGCUUCGGUUUACAUUUUUCCCUGAGGGAAGAACAGUGGCAGGAAGACUGGGCAUUCAUCCUCUCUCUCGCCAGCCAGCCUGGAGCGAGCUUGGAGCAGACACACAUCUUCGUGCUUGCGCACAUCCUCAGGCGCCCGAUCAUCGUUUACGGCGUGAAGUUCUACAAGAGCUUCCGGGGAGAAACGCUGGGGUACACUCGGUUCCAAGGUGUGUAUUUGCCUUUGUUGUGGGAACAGAGUUUCUGUUGGAAAAGUCCAAUCGCCCUGGGCUAUACAAGGGGCCACUUCUCUGCUCUGGUUGCCAUGGAAAAUGACGGCUAUGGCAGCCGAGGUGCUGGUGCUAACCUGAACACCGACGACGACGUCACCAUCACCUUCCUGCCUCUGGUGGACAGCGAGCGGAAGUUACUCCACGUGCACUUCCUUUCUGCUCAGGAGCUGGGCAACGAGGAGCAGCAGGAGCGGCUGCUGCGCGAGUGGCUGGACUGCUGCGUGACCGAGGGCGGCGUGCUGGUCGCCAUGCAGAAAAGCUCUCGGCGGCGCAGCCACCCCCUGGUCACGCACAUGGUCGAGAAGUGGCUGGACCGCUACCGGCAGAUCCGGCCUUGCACAUCCCUGUCUGAUGGAGAGGAAGAUGAAGACGACGAAGACGAAUGAACAGAGCAGAGAGCGGGAGACCAAGGUAUCGGCUCUGUGGUGACCCCCAGGGAGUGUGGUGCUCCAGGCAGAGGCAUGGCAUGGGCCCGAGCGACCGCAGGGCCUGCCUGGAGGGCUGAUCCACACCCGACGGCGGUGGCGCGUCUGCCGAGCGAGGACAGAACUUGGUUUGGACUCCAGUUUGUAAAAACCAAUUCAUUCAGACAGAACUCUUCCUUUCCAGGCGUCAAUCUGUCUAUAAAUGUCACGCAUGUGGUUGUGUAAGAACUUGUGUAAUAGGAGCAGUUGUACCAGCAUCUCCAUGUCCCUGCGGAGUGUUCAGCAUGGGCACCUCCAAGGGCACAGGCACACGGCUUUGUUCCUUUGAGAUGUUUUUUUAAACUAGAACCUGGCAUCCUCUUUCCAUCGUAAAAGAUCCAUUUACAUCGAGUCUCAAUCGAGCUCCUUAGAGAUUACAAACUUUUUGUACAAAUUGUCCACCACAGCAAAACAUAAAAAUAAAACAAACUUAUUUUAUUAAUAAUUUAGUUCCUGUUGUGCCCAAUAAAAUCAAAUCUUUAAGGAACAAACUACAAGGAAAGUAAGAAUUUUUUAUUGAAUGAACAUCUAGACGUUGUUCCCUUGUUUUGGUUUCUCUCAUUUCGUGUGCUGUUAGUUUGUUCCUGUUGUUGCUGACAUGCCCCUUUCAGUAUUCGGUAUUUAUUCGUUUGGAAGCGUGCCCUUACAGUGCGGGCGCUUCUGCCAGACGCCAGGCAGCAUCUCCGGGAGCGGCUUUUCCUGGACGCAGGCAGGGGCGCGCUCGCGCCUGCCCACUGGACGCGGUGGACAGCGUGUGCUCCAGCCCCCGUGGAGGCGCGGGUCCUGGUGUCUUGUAUCCUCAGCUCUGCUUUAAGCACAUUGUGUUAGAAGGCAUGCCUUUGCUUGGGCUACUUGGGAAUAGCAGUUCAGUACAGAAUAAAGAUUUAAAAUGCAGCAAGGCGGUCAGUGCAUUGUCUUAAUGAGUUUCGCAGUGAGCAGUCCGAGUCUGUGAAUGUUGGUUACUUGUGGGCAUUCUUGUUUACAGUUAAAACUAUCAUCUCAGGUAAGAAGGACUUUCUAUAAGAAGUGUUCGGUGACCACUUCAGGUCUCCCACCCAUUCAGACGGGUCAGGGUCUCAGACCCUCUCAGGCACAGACUUAGUGUCCUGACCAGUAGAUGGUCGAUGCAGCAGAGAAUUCAGAAAGCAGCACCUCAGCCUACACACGUUUUCCUUCCUUUUGAUGAAAAGGCUGUGAAAACAUUGGAAUUUUUGCUUAUUUUCCCGAGUUCUGGUUAGGAUGGCACUGGGUGUGCGCGAGCUUGAACACUAAAGCCAGGCGCAUGCCCAGGGCUGGCUGGUGUGAUUGGCGAUUCAGCUCUUUCCCCCUCUGUGCCCAGGACCAAAUGACCCCUUGCUGCACGCAACGUGACUCCAUAAAAACGAAUUCCGAUACGUUACAAGAAAGGUGAACGUGCUGUUCUAAGUGGGUAAACCUUUAUUACAAACUGACUUUUUGUGGUUUGUUUUCAUUUUGGUAAUUUUUUUUAGCAGCAGACACUCUACUUAGUGCCAGCAUCUCCAUAAACGUCCCCCCAUGAGCACGUCUUUAUGGGCAGACCCUGGUGCAGCUGCGGUAUGCACACUGCCCUCCCAACUGCAGGGCCAAAGCGAUGCCUGAGGUUAAAGCAUCUGGUCGUGUGGCCUCCCCGCAGCCGCACUGCCCAGAGGGCCCGGCCCAGGAGCGUGUCUGGUCUGCGGGGGGUUGCUUCCCGAGGAGCCUGUCACCUCAGUGCUCAGCACAGCCUCUUCCCUGUGGGACGGGACUGUCGGUGCCAGGGCCCUGGGCUCCCCGUGGCCUCCCAGCAGGUGGCUGGAAAGGCCAGCAUUUGGGGGGAUCAAUGCCAUGUUCAGCUCUUGAACUAUUCAAAAGCCAUAUUUGUUUUCCCGAGAAUGUGUUGCCCUUCCCGAAGUCUUGUGGCUGGGCCCGCUGUAUGUGCGUGUGUUGGUUGACUGGACAGUCACACCUUGACUGUGUGGCCUUUUCUAGGGAGGAUACGGGGAGUGGUUUCUGGUCUAAUGAAAACCCGGCGCACGUGGAACGGACCUGCCUUUUUGGGUGACUCGGGCUCAUUGUGCCCCGGCCCGAUCUGUGCAGGGAGUUCUGCCGGCCCCACUCUGCCCUGCCUGCCUCUGACCUGCGGUCCCCGGGGACUGUGCUGCCGCUCCCGGACCCCGUCCCCGUGAGGUGGUGUCAACGUGACUGACCAGAGAGGCUGGCGCUGGGGCUGCACCUGAAAACCAGUCAGGAGGCUGAUGCUUCUUACAGGGGAAGGGAGGGUGAGGAAGGGGCUCCAGGAAUGUGGGGCCUGGAAGCAGGGCGCUUGCAGAUGCACUAGCACAAGGGCAGUGACUACGCUGUUAACAGAAGGAAUGGCUGAUGUUAACCACUUUGCAACGUUUCUUUGUAAACCUUCCUUCCUGCAUCAGGUGAUUGUGCUUUUGGGUAAAUUAAAAAUCAGAACUCUCCAA
Myotis myotis is the source of this 5117-nucleotide messenger RNA. RefSeq names its product zinc finger RANBP2-type containing 1 (gene ZRANB1). Gene Ontology annotation, molecular function: K63-linked polyubiquitin modification-dependent protein binding; cysteine-type deubiquitinase activity. The record is from RefSeq and is a predicted model, not a curated record. The transcript has 10 exons. The coding region runs from base 418 to 2568 and encodes 716 amino acids. Gene Ontology annotation, biological process: protein K29-linked deubiquitination; cytoskeleton organization; protein deubiquitination involved in ubiquitin-dependent protein catabolic process. Gene Ontology annotation, cellular component: cytoplasm; nucleus. NCBI's taxonomy places the organism in Eukaryota, Metazoa, Chordata, Mammalia, Chiroptera, Vespertilionidae.